This is a messenger RNA of Vigna angularis (adzuki bean), 1513 nucleotides long. RefSeq names its product mitochondrial inner membrane protease ATP23. The record is from RefSeq and is a predicted model, not a curated record. The coding region runs from base 558 to 1091 and encodes 177 amino acids. The transcript has 8 exons. Gene Ontology annotation, biological process: mitochondrial protein processing; mitochondrial proton-transporting ATP synthase complex assembly. NCBI's taxonomy places the organism in Eukaryota, Viridiplantae, Streptophyta, Magnoliopsida, Fabales, Fabaceae. Gene Ontology annotation, cellular component: extrinsic component of mitochondrial inner membrane. Gene Ontology annotation, molecular function: metalloendopeptidase activity.
UACAAUAUGAACCCUAAAAUCAAUUUUGCCACGGUACACUUACUCCCUUUCUUAUACAAUCGGAAGCCCUAAUAUAUGUUCUCAUCCUUCUCCGUCUUUUUCCUCCCCUUUUCCUCCCCAUUUCUUGGAAUAAACCUAGUGGAAUUUGUGAUUACUGUCUCAAACCACAGGAAAACUCCCAAACCCGUGUUGCACUGGCGAGAGCCUUAAUAGGUCUCAAAGUCAGUCGUUCGAAAUCAAGUUCCUGCGUGAAACACAAAUCUUCAACUGGAAAUUUGAGAAGCUCAAACCGGCUGCCGAGGAGGUCGAGCACGUGGUGGCGCUAAUGCUUCUCCCGUGAAGGUCAAAGACAGUGUUGUGAUUGUCCUAAAGCUUUAACCAGAGGAAAUGAGUUCCCAGAUUGUGACCCGCAUAUUGGUCAAGCUCAAUUUGUUGGCAAAUUUAAAUCUGUGGAUAUAAUUGACCUAUUGAUAUCAACAUAAAGAAAAUUAGAGCUUGUCUUUGGAAGACUUAGCCUUGCAUCCUCCGGGAACCAACUUUGUGCAACUGAAAAACUGAUGGCGAAGAAAUCUGAGGAAGAAUGUCAAAUCAUGAUUCAGAAGAGUUUUCGAACUCCAAUGGUGAGGUUUUUGAGGGAACGUUUGGAGAAAGCUGGGUGUAUAGUUGAAGACAAUUUUUUCAAAGCUAUUACUUGCAAUCAAGAAGUGGCUGGUUCUUAUGUUCGUGGUGAAGGGAUAAAAGUGUGCAGUAAUUAUGUACGAAUUCAAGAUGAUGUCAACCAGGUGGUAGUUCGUGAAUUAAUUCAUGCAUUUGAUGAUUGUCGUGCUGCUAACUUGGAUUGGUCGGAUUGUGCUCACCAUGCUUGUACUGAGAUACGAACUAAUCAUCUAAGUGGCGAUUGUCAUUAUAAGCGAGAACUACUACGAGGUUUCUUGAAACUACGAGGGCAUGAACAGGAAUGUGUGAGAAGAAAAGUUUUGAAAUCUUUGUCUGCAAACCCUAAUUGCUCUGGUUUUGCCGCCGAGGAUUCCUUGGAAGCUGUAUGGGAUGUUUGUUACAACGAUACACUACCCUUUGACAGAGCUCCUUAAAACUACGUGGUUGGUACCAACAUAUAGUAUAGUCACCAUUGGUGCUAAACUAUCCUUGCGGAAUAUUUUUGGUGGCCCCUUGUUGAGCACUACAAAAUGUUAUUCAAAUUGAAUGCUUAACUUUUGUUAGAAUUUCUCACAAACUUAGUCUGUGGCAACUCCACCUGGAAGAUCAGACCGGCUUGAUUUCCACAUUUAUUUUGCAUGUUACAUUCUUCAUUUAAAUUGUUUUAGCCACAUUUAAUUUUGCAGACAUGUCAAUGAAGUGGCAAUGUUGCACGAUUUAUCAUCUGUAUAUGGGUGAGUAAUUCUUUCAUGUUUUAUGAUUUUAGAUAGAAGGUUUUUCGAAGUUGGCUGUAUCCCGAGUUUUGUUCUUUAGACCAUACAGAUAUAAAUAAGAUGGGGGACGCUAUUUACAUUGA